Linum tenue is the source of this 5105-nucleotide messenger RNA. The record is from the annotation of a GenBank genome assembly. NCBI's taxonomy places the organism in Eukaryota, Viridiplantae, Streptophyta, Magnoliopsida, Malpighiales, Linaceae.
CUUGGCCAUUUUCUAGAGUGACAGUAGGAGUGAGUCAACUACUCUAUCAACCAAUUGUGUAGAUAAAACUUACGCAUUUUGUGAUUUUGAUACAAUUAAUAAUCUAUUAUUUUAGGAAUCCACUGAACGAGUACAAACCUGUUAAAAUCAGCAGAGAUUGUCAGGAGUUGCCCGAGAAUAUUGGUGAAGCCCUUUGUAAGUUGAUUGACGGGGAUAGUGAUUUCGACGGAUCCCUGAAAAGUUUCACCACAGAGCCUUUCGCAGAGGGUUCAUAUACACCAGGAGAUGGAGAGUACAGUGGAACCCAGAUCCAUGUUCCAUGGGACAGGACUCCUAUGCCUUAUCCUUCAUUCUUCUAUCACCAUCCUGUUGAUGCUAGUAGGUUUCACCUGGGUGAUCAGGGGCCAAUGAGAAUUUCUAUCCCAGAAAAUACAGGUGUUGCUUGUGGUCCAUCAAAACGGGCAAGCAAGACUACUUUUAAACCUGAUGGAAACGCUAUUAACCCAUUACUGCAACACGGAGGUCCUUCUCAAAUGGAUUUCUGGGGACUGUCAGCUGAAAGCCCUCAUGCCAGUACCCUUACUGAUGAUGAUUUUCUUGAUAUGGUUGGUUUAUUGUACUUUAGCAUACAGUUUGGUCCUUAAACUUCAUAGAUAUGGUUAGUGCACUGAUUAUUAUGAUGAUUUUCAUGAUACAGUUAGUUAUGGUACUUUCGUAAAGGGAAUGAGGUGUACCAACGUAGACAGUUCAUGGAAUUUCCUUUGUGUCUUGUGGAAUUGGAUGUAUAUGAUAAUUCAAUAAUUUCUUCCUAGGUGAAAGCCAAAGAAUUUCCUUACAACAUGGAUUUUUAGGACUAUAUGUAAAAAUGAGACUGUCCAUCCGUUAACUAGUUCUUCUGUUAGCCAUUCGAAAUAUCCUAUGUGCAUAAAGCUUUGAGCUGUUUUACUCUUUUAUCCCCUUGCCUACUCAUAUCUGCAAGCGGUUUUGGAUAAUAUCAGUCUCGAAUGAGUUGUAACUAAAUUUUAUUCAACAGAACUGUGGAUGGGACAGUUACUUUCUUGUGGACUAUAGUUCUCUCCCAACCCGCACUCCUUAACCUAUUCUAGCGCCACCUUUAAAUUUCUAAUAGGAGGGGUAUAUUAUUCGUGCUGGUACUUUGAAUGUAUCCGUUGUAAUAUUUCCUGGAUUAUUAUUAAUUGUUUCAUAUGACACAGGAACUUGCUGCUCCCACUGACAGUUAUGGCUUAAUGUUGAUUACUCUAUGCAGACAUAUGAGCAAUACCUGGAGGUUCAUAGUAAAAGCAUCAAAUUGAAUCCACGGGUAGGUGGAAAAUCUCAAGCAACACGUGAGACUUCAAGGAGUAAAAGGAGCAAAGAUGACUCAAACUCGAGUGAUCGUAGCCAAACACGAACCGCACAUGAGGGAUCAAGAAGUAAAAGGACAGGGGAUGACUUGUCAAGGGAACCAAAGCAUUCUCUGAUGACACACGAGACAUCAAGAAGUAAAAGACUUGAUAAUGAAUCUAACUCGAGUGACCGCAGCCACUAUCGGUCAACACAUGGGACUUCAAGACGUAGAAGGCAUGAUGAUGAUGAUGAUGAUUUAAAUUCACCUGGACAGAACCACUCUCAUAAACGAAGGCAUCAUUCACAUCAAGAUAAAUGAAAUGCAGUUGCAACAUGAAGAUCCAUCAUUAGCCAAGUCUUUUUUUGGAUCCAUAUAUUCUUUGGAUGGGGGAUUCUGCAAGUUGCUGUAAGGCAAUUCUUGCUCAGUCUUUUCUAGUCCCAAGAACCGGGAGACUUUAUGUUGUUUUGUUGUCUACUCAUUGGAUGACUGUAUCAGGGAAUUUGGUCAUUACGACAAAGGUGUUGUUACCUAGUGUACAGAUGUUAUAGUGGCAACAUGUGCCCCGUUUUUCCUUUCUUCACCUGUUUUCGUUUGCUUGAUGGAAAGGUGGACUUUAGGUAGCCUUUGGUUAGAAUUGGACACAAGUAUUAAGAUUUACUCUGCUGGGUCAAAAUUCUUGUAAAAAGUUGUUAACACACAACAAAAGGGCAUGUGAAAUUGUACAGCGUACUUGCUAUUCUUCCUUUGAAAUUUCAGAAGUAGUUGCUGAUAUGACGAUCCUCAAUGAUAAAGCAGAGAGAGGUGCGAGUAACUUGGUGUAGUUAAGCUGCCAAGAGCCCUUUAGUCACAGCUUUGUCGCAGUUUGGUGCACGCCCUAGCUACCAAAGUGCCACUGAGUUGCUACUUCAGAAUUUUCAACAAACCUUGUUUCAUUAAGAAAGUUACUUAAGAUAAAUUGCAGGAGAUUUGAGUCGAAUUCAACAUCAAUCGAAGCUUUACGUAGUAAUACAAAUUGUGACUUGGCAUGGAUAGGGUUUCUUCUGCAUAUUUUGUCACUGCAAUGUCACCGAUAUUGGACUCGUGACAGAGUAUUUAUCAGAAGUCCAUGCUAUAUACCCUUGAGUAAAUGGUCGGAUUGCAGUGUUAUUUCUAGCACGAGUGAAUGUGACAGCAUAUGUAGCCUUAUGGUUCAUGUCGGAGAAGCUGAGGAUUGAAGGUUUGACCGUGACAUAAACUCCAGAUGGAGGGUUAAUCUUCACUGCAUAAACUGAACUAGCUGUUCCAACGUUGGUCACUGUCCGGGUGAAUGUCUGAGAAUGUCCAAGUGUGACAGAGAAUGAAGGAUAGUUCAGCUGCCCUCCUGGUAACUUCUCUUGCUCUGCACAUUUGAUAUUUCUACGAACAAUCUUCCCAACUUGCUGGUCUGUGUACCCUAACCCACACAGAUACGACAUGUAGUCAUCGGGUUUAAUGUCGUAUAUCAAACCUGGGUUGUUGGCCUUUGUUGGAUUCACAUGCCCUGCACCAAUGGCAAAGACGUCAGCAGGCUGAUGUUUCUCAUCAACAAUCGGCUUUCCGGCAAUGUUCGUGACAUCUGCAGUAGUCAUCAUGGCAGACUUUAUGGCUGCCGGCGACCAAGAUGGGUGGGAGCCUUUGAGCAAUGCUGCAACUCCACUUAGAUGAGGGCAAGACAUUGAUGUCCCUGUCAUCACGUUGAAGGACCUCUCGACGAGACUGAAAGCAUGGCCGGAGCUGAUGUUGACGUGUCCCUCAAGGUAGUUCCUCUAAACACAACCGUCGCAGUUGGCCACCUCGUCGAGUUUAUGUAAGCUUUGAUCUUCUCCCCGUCAGCAAAGCUGACGUGUGCAGCUGGAAGAACGUGGAGAUCGGCCAGUGUACUGAACCCGUCUAUCUCUUUAUUCAUGAGAAUCAUGGCUGCCCCGCCUGCAUCCUUCACCAUUUGGCCUUUCGCAAUUCUCCCUACGAUGCCUCUCUCACAGAGAACAACUUUUCCUUUCACAUCAAGGCCAUUGAGCGCUCCUUCACCACACAAGGACGAAUUCGAGAGGCGGCCAGCUCCUGCGAACACGAGUGGCAGUUGUUUUUCCGGCUGCUUACUGUUUUUCUGCCGGGAAAUGGAUUGGCCAUCGUACACCGCACCGUUUCCAAGCUUCGCCGUAGCAACGAGCAUCCUGUCCAAGCUGGUCGCUCCGACCGUUAGAAUCCAUGGAGCUUCGUUCGACAACGUGCUGUUGGUUGGCCCAAAGUUACCAGCGGAACAGCUCACGAAUAUCCCCUUCUCGAUGGCGGCGAACGAGCCGACGGCCAUAAUGUCGUCGAAAAGCGGCGUACCAGGAUCAUCUCCAAUGGAUAUGGACAUCACAUCGACUCCGUCCUGAAUUGCAGCGUCCAUCCCUGCGAGUAUAUCGCUUUCUGCGCAAUCCACGCCGCCAUCCGGAAAGCAGACCUUGUAAAUGGCGAGAUGAGCAGAAGGUGCUAUUCCAGCUGCUGUCCCUCUAGCAUUUCCAAGAACGUCAGCAUUGCUGACGAAAGCGCCAGCAGCUGUGCUGGCCGUGUGAGUUCCGUGACCGUCGAUGUCAAGUGGUUGUUCCUCAGGUACCGUCCCAUUACUUCUCGCCUUGGCUGCCAAGUUGAAAGACCUCGCGCCGAUCAGCUUGUUGUUACAUAGCGAUGAGUCUUUGAACUCGCAUUUCCCUUUCCAUUUGGCUGGCGGCGGGGGCAUGCCAUGGCCGCUGAAUGAAGGGUGAGAAGGCAGGACUCCGCCGUCGAGUACUGCAAUGAUCACCCCGGUUCCGAAGUUGGCGUCUUUCCAGACCCCUUGCCGCUGUUGGAGCCCCAAGAACUUGGGGCUGUGUGUGGUCUGUAGCUUGAGUGAUCUUUCGGGUCGUGCUGAUAUGAAGAAGUUUUUUGCCUCCAUGUCUUUGACUUCUGAUGGUGUCAGCCUUGCCGAGAAUCCGCUGAUCACGUCAUGGUAAGCGUAGAGCAGACGGUCAUUUCCCUUCUGCUGCUGCUGCUGCUGAUGAUGAUGAUCACUGUCUGAACUGGCUGUGGUGGUGGUGGAGGAUGUUGUCGUUGGUAGGAACGAGCGGUACCAAGUCUCUACAUCUUCUGAUUCUGCCAAGGUUCUGCCUUGGGGAUUACCGACUUGAAUGAUGUAGGUCUGCAGAUCGUUGUUUGCUGUGGUUUGGGCUACGUGGAAGGUGAAGAAGAAGAAGGAUAAGAGAAGCAAAAGAGAAGAAGUGGCGGCAGGCAUUGUUGCUCGUGGUUGCAUGUAUUUGGUUGGUGUUGAGGAAGUGAGGUGCUGUGAUACUUGAUUAUAUAGUGCAGAAUAUGGAAAGCCUGGCCGGCCGUAUCCCUGUGGCGAUAAACAGACGGUGCUGCCUUAUUCUGUCCGGGACGUGGGUUUGCUUGUCCCUUUGGGGCUAUUCCGACUGCCGGGGGAAUCACUGGACUGGGUCACUUCACUUGAUGGCUCAGUUGUGGUUGGAGGUAAAAGCGGGAAUGCUCUUCGAAUUUGGGACGGCUGAGAUCCCGCCGGCCGCAUUGUAAUAUUUAGGAUCCACUCAUAUUUUUUCAGACACUUGGAACUUGCUCCCAUGAGUUUGCCUUUCUAUAUGGAACUAGUAAGGAAGCCCGCGCUUCGCGGCGGGAUGAUCAGGAUGUUCCAUUCGACAAUGUUAGGGAAAAUAUGCAGUCGGUGCAGAAAUGCACUGCAUACGGGAAUAAAUAAGUUGAG